CGCUCUCUUCACGAUCGACGCCGGAGAUCAGAAGGAAAGCAGGAUGUCUCUGACUCAGCUGGAAAAAGACCUUGAGAGUAUCAUUGACAUCUUUCACAAGUAUUCUAUAUGACAGGAACACCAUGACAGGCUGUCUAAGAAAGAGCUGUCCAGGUUGCUGAAGGAACAACUUCCAAACUUUCUUAAGAGCCAGAAGAACCCAGAUGCCAUUGACUGUAUCUUUAAGGAACUGGACCAGGAUCAGGAUGCUCAAGUGUCUUUUCAAGAAUUUCUGAUUCUCAUCUCCCGGGUCUUAGGUAACACCCACGAUAACAUCUAA
This is a messenger RNA of Python bivittatus (Burmese python), 319 nucleotides long. The record is from RefSeq and is a predicted model, not a curated record. Lineage: Eukaryota; Metazoa; Chordata; Lepidosauria; Squamata; Pythonidae.